This is a messenger RNA of Chiloscyllium plagiosum (whitespotted bambooshark), 947 nucleotides long. The record is from RefSeq and is a predicted model, not a curated record. NCBI's taxonomy places the organism in Eukaryota, Metazoa, Chordata, Chondrichthyes, Orectolobiformes, Hemiscylliidae.
CUUAUCGACAUCUGCAUCAGGAAUUGUGGCCCAAGAUUUCACUCCCUCGUUGUCAGGAGAGAGUUUGUGAAGGACGUCCUGGCCAAAGUACUGAAACCAAAGUACAACGCACCCGUUGACAUCCAGAACCACAUCCUGCACCUCAUCCAGUCAUGGGCGACCACCUACCAUGGGCCAGUGAAUAUGAGUGAUGUGCAGGAACUCUACGUGGAAAUGAAACGGAAAGGGUUAAUCUUCCCAACACAGGACGAGGGAUCAACUGGCUCCUGGAAAAGUGAUAGGACGUUAGCCUCACGGGGUCAUACCUCACUGUCUACAUCCAUAUCGAAAUCGUCACUCCCCUCAUCAGCAAACACCCGCACUCCCCAGCCCAGGAACUCCAUCAGGCUGCUCCCGGAGCAGGUUGGUAAACUCUACAGUGAGCUCGAUAUGGUGACAAUGAACAUUUCUGUUCUGUCUGCCAUUCUGCUGGAGAAUAUCCCAGGCUCUGAGAAUCCUCAAGACAUGGAGCUGUUAGAGAAACUGCAGUUGACGUGCCGUGCCAUGCAGGAGCGGAUCAUGGUGCUGCUGCUGGAGGUGGAUAAUGUGGACGUGCUCACCAGACUGAUCGAGGCCAACGAUGCACUGAACAACACCUUCCUGCAGUACGAGAGGUUUCAACGGCGAAGGGAGAGGUUCAGGCUGAUGGAGAAUGAGGUUCCGAGGUCACUGAAGGAUUCUGGUAUUGAGCCCUCAGCUCCCAGCUCAACUUAUGAUCUGAUCAACCUCACAUGCUCUGCUCCAGCCACUCCGGGUCCUCCAUGUCUGCCUGAGUUCUCCAGCCUGAGUCUUGAAAAUGGAAUCUCUGAUGCGAGGGGUACAGGCCUGUGUGCUGCCAACCCCUUCCUCAGGAACAGGGCCCUCCCUGAUAUCCCAGUGCGCAAUGCAGCAAACAUUCAGCAGCCACG